AUGAAUCAAAAAUUAAUAUGUCCUUCCCAUCAUAAUUUAAUUCAAAUAGUUUGUUUGAAUGAAUAUUGCUAAUCAUUUCGAUUUAGUUGUUAUGAAUGUUUAAGCAAGGAACAUCAUCUUAGUCAUAUUAGAGAUGUAAAAAAAGUAUCGGAUUUUCUUGAUUAUAAAUUACAAAGGCAAAAAGAAGACUAAGAGUUUGUUAGUUAAUUUUAACAUUAUCUUGAUUAGAUAAUUGAUGUUUUUAAUUAAAUAAGAAACAAAUUACUAUUGUUAUACUAGACUAAAAUAGAUACUUUGGAUGAAAUGAAUGAAUUAUUGAACUUGUUUUUAUAACAACAUUAGGAGAAAUUUGACUCGAUCAUUUUGAAAGUUUAAUAAGAGUUAUUAUCUGUAUUAAAGAGCUACAGCGACAAUCUGAAUCAGAUAUCAAUUAAUUCAUUCUAAUCAAAUUUAGGGAAUAAGAAUAUCAAAUAUUAAUUAAUUUAAACAAUAAAAGAGAGCCCUAUUUACUCUUUUUCAUUUAAUUCUACUUCUUCGAUGCUUGCUGCAGGUUAUUCUACAGGUUAGAUUGCUAUUUUUGAAUUAGGAACAGAAUAAAUUAGAAAAUAGUAAAUAUUAAAAGAGCAUAAAGGAUCUGUUUAUUCAAUUGAAUUUUUUUAUCAAAAGGAUUGUUUUAUUUCUGGAGGUCAAGAUAGGGUGAUUUUAAUAUGGUCUUUUGAAAAUAAACUCUGGAUUUGUUAGUAAAGAAUAGAUGCUCAUUCAGAUUGGGUGAGCCAUCUUAUAAUUAAUAAAAAUAAUACUCUCAUUAUUUCUAGUAGUGGAGAUAAGACUAUCCAGUUUUGGAAUAAAGGUGAUUUAUGGAAACGUAGCUAAACUAUAACUGCUCAUUUAAAUACAGUGAAUAGUUUAAGUUUAAAUGAUGCUGAAGAUCAAUUAAUUUCAUGCUCAUGUGAUCAUACAAUAAAAAUAUUUGAAUCCAAAAAUUCAAAUUGGAUAAUACUUUAAACAAUUAAAGUAGAUAAAUUAGGGUUUAGAUUGUGUUUUAUUAAUAAUUUUACAUUUGUAUUUUAAUCUGAAAAUUCAAUAAAUUUAAGUGUUUAUAAAUUCAGCUAAUCGGAUGGCUUAUAUCAACAUAUUAAAAACGUUUUGAUAGAAAAUGGGAACUAUUGUGGCAAUUUAUUCCCUUCCAAGUAUAUAAGAUCCAAAAAUAUCAUACUAAAUAAAAAUGGAAAUAAAGUUAAUUUGAUUAAAAUACCUUCUGAUGAAGAAUUUAUACUAGAAGAAGUUAUUGAUUUUGGUACAAGAGCUAUAUUUGGAAAUAUAUCGUAUGAUGGACAGUAUAUAGCCACAUGGGAUAAGAAUACAAAAUAAAUAUAAAUUAGAAAAUAUGUUGAAUGA
This is a messenger RNA of Paramecium octaurelia, 1398 nucleotides long. The record is from the annotation of a GenBank genome assembly. NCBI's taxonomy places the organism in Eukaryota, Ciliophora, Oligohymenophorea, Peniculida, Parameciidae.